This is a messenger RNA of Cantharellus anzutake, 3213 nucleotides long. RefSeq lists its product as uncharacterized. The transcript has 18 exons. The record is from RefSeq and is a predicted model, not a curated record. Lineage: Eukaryota; Fungi; Basidiomycota; Agaricomycetes; Cantharellales; Hydnaceae. Gene Ontology annotation, biological process: autophagy; endosomal vesicle fusion; vesicle-mediated transport. Gene Ontology annotation, cellular component: fungal-type vacuole membrane; cytoplasm. Bases 1 to 3213 code for a protein of 1070 amino acids.
AUGACGACAGAUGCGUAUCCUCCAGAGCGAUUGCAGGUUCUCAUUUCCAACGUAUCUUCGGAGGAUGAACAAGUCGGAUUGUCCGUAGUCUCUGACUCCCCGAAAAACUCAUCACAAUCAAGGCAGAAUACGAGCGACAUUCGUUGUGCCAAGGGCUUUGGGAGGGAAGUUUUCGUCGGGUGUGGAGAUGGCUCGCUAUUGCGAUAUGUCCUACGCAAUGAUGGCCCUAGCACUGGUGAUGCAUAUAUGCUAGCGUCUCGGCAUCUAGUUCCAACUAAAAAGGCUGUUGAAGCUAUCGAGAUAGUUCCAUUUAUUGGGAAACUCCUUGUCCAGACCAGUGGCACAUUACUCUUCUAUUCGUUUCCGUCUUUGGAACUGUUGCCGCAUAUGGGCCCGUUGCGGGGCAUUGUCUCCUUUUCUCUCGAUCAGUCAGACACACGUCGGAACCAACAACCUCCCCAGAAGUCGAGCUCGUCAUGGAACGCUACCACUGGAAGGAAUGCGCAUCAAGAAUUUAUAGCAUUGAGCGUUCUGCGCGAAAAAUCCCUGAAUUCCUUUAACCUGGCGAGGGAUCGAAUUGUACCAGGUAGGGAGCUCCCGUUAGGGAGCCACACGGCCUUGAAGCGCUCAGAUCUCUUUGUUUGUAUCGCUGACUCGGAGCACUACGCAAUUGUCGAUCUUCAGCAUGCGUCCUAUGAUAAAGUUUCUCAAACGCAGGGAAUGUCUCCGCUGAUUGAGGUUGUUUCGCCGGGGGAAUUUAUUUUCUGUAUGUUAACCGGCGAUACAACAACAGGACUAUUCCUGGAUGGUGGAGGCAAUCCAACCAAGCCACCAGUCGAAUGGCCAGCUUACCCAUUGUCGAUAUGUGUUGAUUCACCCUUCCUCUACGCGUUGCUUCCCAACCGUUCCAUACACAUCCAUUCUCUCGAAACCCUCACUGUCGUUCGCAUCCUCCCUCCACCACUGCAUUCUUCGCAACUUUCUUCCAUAUCGCCAUGCUCUCUAUUCAUCCCGUACAGUGAUCGUGCCAUCUUGCUCCAGAAGGUACCUUUUGCUUUGCUCCCGGCAGCCUCGCCACUGCCAAAAAACCCUCUUCGAACGCUUUCCACUCCUGAGACCAGAGAAGUAUUGAAGGCAACUGUCGCCCUAGAGUCGAGGUGCUUGGUUUUUGGAAGAGAUAAUUUGAUGGCUGCAGUUCCUUCGACUCUGUUUUCAAGAGCGGAGGCUUUGCUUGAGGAGUCAAGGAUUGAUGAUUACGAGAAGCUUGUGAGAAGUUGUCUCGAUGGGCUCGUCGGUGGUUCAGAGCUGGCCACAGACGUUGCAUACAUGUACGCUCGCUUGGCUCUGAAGUGCAUUUCUGCGACUCUCUUCGAUGACGCUGCAGAUCAUUUUCUCAAAUCAUCCCUUGAUCCCCGAAUACUGAUACACAAUGUUCUUAUAUUUAGAGGUGUUGCCGAACAGCUGAGUCCGUUUCAAACCAUUGAGGAUAUAAUUAUGAACAAUUUAGUCAAGAAUUAUUCCCCCAUCAAACCUUCAGUGCGGAGUGCUCCCUCAACAAGCGAGCUGGAUGCAGUUCUCAAUGACAGUGCGCGAGUGAUGCUACUGCGCUAUCUGAGGCGGUUUAGAGAGGAAAGAAUCAGUGAAAGGUUUGUCAGAGGCAGCUCACAGACAAGUGAAGAUGAAAAAAAGUUGGACCGAAUCGUCGAUACCGUCCUCUUCAAACUUAUUGCGACCAACGUCCCCAUGGGCUUGUCCUCAGCAGAACUUAAUGAGCUCAUUGAGACUUCUUUCGAUAAUCUUGUCAUUGACGAGAUCGAGCCAAUUCUAAUUCACUAUGGUCUUAUUGCCAUCCUGCUCGACUUCUACAAGAAAGCGAGGAAUGAGCGCAAGUUGCUGCAGGUUUGGGCGCACCUUGCCUCUGGAGAAUGGAAUGACCCUUCUGUUUAUAAUCCAAGAGGAGAAAUUGUUCAGCUGCUGACAAUUACAACAGAUCUUUCGCUUAUCAGCGAGUGGAGUACGUGGCUGGCAAAACACGAUCCUUUAGCUGCUUUCUCCCUACUUACGUCCCAACCACAAAGAACGAAAAGAGCUCUGAAGCUUGACGAGCAUGCUAUCCUACGCACAUUCCGAGCAGCGAAUCCCUUGCUUGCAGAACAGUACUUGGAAUACCUGGUGCUUAACAGAGGUAUUCAGGACUCUGAUUUCCACACUGAGCUGGCUGCUAAAUACCUGGCCGGCGUUGUGUCCGCUUUCCACGACGAGAGCGUGGUGGGAGCGUUCAAGAUUCUCACAAACGAUUAUGCUGAAUUGGCGAGCCCGCGACCUCCGUUCUUACUCUAUCUCGCGUCUGUGGAUGUUCCCCCACCUCCUACACCUCCAUCCUCAUUCUCUACAGCGAAGACAACCAGGAUCAAGCUUGUGCUGUUUCUGCAGGGCUCCGGAGCGUAUGAUGUGAGGAUUAUCCAGAAAGGAAUAAACGAUAACGCCAAGUUGAGAGACUUGUUGGCGAUUGAAAGGGCUAUUUUAGAUGGAAAGAUGGGGAAUGACCGUUCUGCUCUUUCUCAUCUUGUCUCCCUGAAAGAUUUCGUGUCGGCAGAGACUUACUGCGUCCUCGAAGGUAUUGUCAUCCCGAGAAAGGUCGGGCUCGAUAUUGGAAGGGGCGAGGGCUUGCUUGCUUGGGCAGAGCUUCUCCCUGCUAGAAGCGAGAAUAGUAAGGAUGGCUCGAGGGUGGCUAGUCAAGCAGCACGGACGAAAGCACUGCUGCGGAUACUUAUGGAAAUUUACACGAGAGGCGGGAGGGACAUGAUCUCAAAGGAGACAGCUGACUUACUCAACUCACAAGCCGUGAAUCUUGACGUCCUCGAUGUGCUAACAAACGUACCGCCCUCCUGGCCACUUUCAACGAUAUCCGCUUUCCUUUCUCGGUCAACUAGGCGAACUCAGCACGAAGCCCACGAUAAGAUGAUCAUCAAGGGCCUUAGCUGGGGUCAAAAUUUGCGGGUGACUGAUCGUGCUUAUACUCUCAUUAGAGAACAAGGUGGUAUGAUCGAAGAAGCGAACCCCGAAGAAGACCUUAGCGAAAGUGGAGGCCCAGACGAGAAGGACGUAUUGGUUGUCGGGAGCAUGACUAGUGUGGGGAGGCUUGCAAAGAAAGAGGGUAUUGACCUGGCUCGAGAGGACGUGCUCAGUUCUGAGGUAUCGUCGACUGGCUGA